Messenger RNA from Helobdella robusta, 537 nucleotides. RefSeq lists its product as hypothetical. NCBI's taxonomy places the organism in Eukaryota, Metazoa, Annelida, Clitellata, Rhynchobdellida, Glossiphoniidae. Bases 1 to 537 code for a protein of 178 amino acids. The record is from RefSeq and is a predicted model, not a curated record. The transcript is spliced from 2 exons.
AUGUCUCAACCAAAUGAUGACCCGAUCGCAAUAUUAUCUCCUUUCAAGAAAACGGCGUCAACAAAUUGGUUCGAGAAUGCCGAAGUGCAAUAUCAAUUGCGGAACGUGGUAUUAAAAAAAAAACAAGAUUCUAUCACCAGCAGCAGCAAGAUCAUUACAAGGAGAAAAACAGAACAUAGUUCAUCGUCCUCACACUCAUCUCAUUCUAGAAAUCGCUUGAAGCUGGACAAAACUUUGCAUGAGAGGUCAGAACAAGUUCGAACCAACAACCAAAGUGUCAACUACGUUAUCAGCAACAACGUCAUCACCAACAACAUCAUCACUAAAAACAUCAUCGACAUCUUAAAAAACAAGUUAAAUGUCAGCUACAGCAGAACCAUCAACUACAUUAUAAGCGACAAAAACAACAUCAUCACGAGAGACAAAAUCAACGCCAGCCAUAUUGGUACCAACAACCAUAUCUUCCAAGAAGAGUGGAGAAAUCAAAGUCAACACAAUAAACAAACAUUUUUCCAUUUGAAUGGGAGAGUAUUGUAA